Marmota monax (woodchuck) is the source of this 7151-nucleotide messenger RNA. RefSeq names its product solute carrier family 22 member 15 (gene Slc22a15). Bases 338 to 1981 code for a protein of 547 amino acids. Gene Ontology annotation, molecular function: transmembrane transporter activity. Lineage: Eukaryota; Metazoa; Chordata; Mammalia; Rodentia; Sciuridae. Gene Ontology annotation, cellular component: membrane. The record is from RefSeq and is a predicted model, not a curated record. The transcript is spliced from 12 exons. Gene Ontology annotation, biological process: transmembrane transport.
CCCCGACCGUGGCGGCCCGAGAACCCGGCGGCGGAGCGCACACGAUGCCGCCCCUCCCGGUGUUUCUCCAUCCCAAAGGGCGCCUCCCGCCGCACCCACUUCCUCUUUCCUCUCGCUGGAGCCGACGCACGCAGCAGUCGCUCUCAAAAAAUUAUUUCUGACAGGAAGCCCGGAGGCCCGCGGGGAGGGCCACCAGCCAGCCCCGCAUCUCCAGCGCGCGGCGGGGUCCCAGCCCCUGGCGCGCCCCUUGGCGCCCGAAACCGGCCUCCGCGCGCCGCUCCCCGCUGCCUCCGCGGCUCCCCGGGCUCGCGCGGCGCCGGCUCCGGGGCGCCCGGCCAUGGAGGUGGAGGAGGCGUUCCAGGCGGUGGGGGAGAUGGGCAUCUACCAGAUGUACUUGUGCUUCCUGCUGGCCGUGCUGCUGCAGCUGUACGUGGCCACGGAGGCCAUCCUCAUUGCACUGAUCGGGGCCACACCGUCGUACCACUGGGACCUGGCGGGGCUCCUGCCCAACCAGAGCCACGGCAACCACUCAGCGGGCAAAGACGAGGCCUUCGGGGAAUGGCUUCUGACCGCCAACGGCAGCGAGAUCCACAAGCACGUGCAUUUUAGCAGCAGCUUCACCUCCAUCGCCUCUGAGUGGUUUUUAAUUGCCAACAGAUCUUACAAAGUCAGUGUGGCAAGUUCCUUUUUCUUCAGUGGGGUGUUUGUUGGCGUGAUCUCUUUUGGUCAGCUUUCAGAUCGCUUCGGAAGGAAAAAAGUCUAUCUCACAGGUUUUGCUCUUGACAUCUUAUUUGCUAUCGCAAAUGGAUUUUCCCCUUCAUAUGAGUUCUUUGCAAUAACUCGAUUCUUGGUGGGCAUGAUGAAUGGAGGGAUGUCGCUGGUGGCCUUUGUCUUGCUAAAUGAAUGUGUGGGCACCGCCUACUGGGCACUUGCAGGAUCCAUUGGCGGCCUCUUCUUUGCCGUUGGCAUCGCCCAAUAUGCCCUGUUAGGAUACUUCAUCCGCUCCUGGAGAACCCUAGCCGUCCUGGUGAACCUGCAGGGGACGGUGGUCUUCCUCUUAUCUUUAUUCAUUCCUGAAUCACCUCGUUGGUUAUACUCCCAGGGUCGACUGAGUGAGGCCGAAGAGGCACUCUACCUCAUCGCCAGGAGGAACCGCAAGCUCAAGUGCACGUUCUCACUCACGCAUCCUGCCAACAGGAGCUACAAGGAGACUGGAAGUUUCCUGGAUCUGUUCCGUUACCGAGUCCUCUUAGGACACACCCUCAUCCUGAUGUUCAUCUGGUUCGUGUGCAGCUUAGUGUAUUAUGGCCUCACACUGAGUGCAGGUGAUCUAGGUGGAAGUAUUUAUGCCAACCUGGCCCUGUCUGGCCUCAUAGAGAUUCCAUCCUACCCUCUGUGCAUCUACUUGAUUAACCAAAAAUGGUUUGGUCGGAAACGGACAUUAGCAACAUUUCUGUGCCUAGGAGGACUGGCUUGUCUUAUUGUAAUGUUUCUUCCAGAAAAGAAAGACACAGGUGUGUUUGCAGUGGUGAACAGCCAUUCCUUGUCCCUGCUGGGGAAGCUGACCAUCAGUGCUGCCUUUAACAUUGUUUAUAUCUACACCUCGGAGCUCUACCCUACCAUCAUCAGGAAUGUUGGGCUUGGAACGUGCUCCAUGUUCUCCCGAGUUGGUGGGAUUAUUGCUCCCUUCGUCCCCUCACUGAAAUAUGUGCAGUGGUCUCUCCCCUUCAUUGUAUUUGGAGCCACGGGCCUGGCCUCAGGCCUCUUGAGUUUGUUACUGCCAGAAACUCUUAAUAGCCCGUUGCUGGAGACGUUUUCUGACCUUCAGAUGUACUCCUAUCGUCGGCUGGGGGAGGAAGCACUGUCAUUACAGACCUUGGAUCCUCCGCAGCCUGCAGACAAGGAGAGCCCUUUAGGGAGUGAGAGUGAGGAAGAGGAAGAGUUUUACGAUGCAGAUGAAGAGACUCAUAUGAUAAAGUGAAAAAGAGCCCGGACCCCUGCUCAGAAGCAAAGGUUCCUCUUGUACACCUCUGGCCAAGGCGGGUUCCCCGGUGGGUCCUGGGAGAGCUGUACAAAGACAGGCUUGGCUUGAACAGGCACAGCUGGUGUUCAGCAUGAACUGAUUCUUUUCAGGCACAAAGGAAGUUGGAGAAGAAAUUUCAUAAGAGAAUACCUCACUGCACCGAGGGAAUAGUUCUGGUCUAAAAUUCAAGUUUGGUUCAGAAUCCUCACCUCGGGCCACACAGCUCAAGUAGUCCGCAUUCCAGGGUUACGAGGCUGACUGGUGUCUAGAAGUUGGUUCAUGCUGCUCUUCCUUUGGCAUGAUCUGGAAGCAGAUAUGUGACAUGUCUCACCAUUGGGGUAGGAUUUGAUAAACUGUCUUUAAACUGUAGUCUUCAUAUGAUCUUCCCACAUCUGCUCCUAUGACUUGUUCCUCCUCCCUAGGAAUAUUCUGAUACAAGUUAUUUUAAUUUUGUGUCUAAGAAAAAGCUCUCAGAGGCCAUAUGGUGUCCCAGCCGCGCCCCCUGCUCCCCCCCCCCGCCCGGCACCCAGCUUUACCUAAACUGAUGAAAUUGAGUCUUCAGUUUCAUUCUCUCAGCCCCAUGGUUGACUUGGCUCUUUGUGCCUUAAGUCCCUGAGAUGAUUCGCUAGUGAAAGCCCCACAGCUCCAGAGCAACUGAGGAUAGUCAGGCUGUGGCUGAUUUCCCACUUACAAGCACCUCCAGAAAAGUUUCCUUCUGGGAUUCUAGUACCAGCAAUAACUCCCAAAUGGUGCACAGUCAACAAAGCUUCAGAAAGACAGAGGGCAGUUAAAAGGUGGAUUGUCGAGUAUUUUCUUUAAAAAGAAAGAUGCGGCUUUUAAUAAAGGAGCCAGGAAAAUCAUCUUUCGCAAUUUCUAUUUGUUUUUGCUUUCCGUGUUAUGCAAUGAGGAACUUGGGCAAAGUUUAAUAUUUGAACUCUUGGCCUGGAUAAGCCCUUACCUGUUAAUCAGAAUAGAAAGCACAGUAUAUUUCAUAGGAAACGUUGUUUUUUUUUUUUUUUUCAUAAAGUGAUUCUCAUUUUCAGGUGAAUUAAAAUCAUCCUUGUCCUCUAAAGUCACAUGCUGGAAAUAUCUGUUCCCCAUAUAACUUGAGUACCAUCUCUAAUAAGAGUAUAAGCCAGGAGUCAACAAGCUUGGAGAGCAUUCUUUAUGGUACUUUUGGUGCCUUCCCAACCAGAAAAGUUUGUGUUUUCAGAAAUUCAAAAAUUUCUUUUCUGCUUGUCUCUUGGAGAAAGGGAAAUUGUGUGAGAGGCAGGGGUGUCACUCUGGGUGCUUCUUGAUGAAGAACACUUUCCUCCCAGUUGGCUCCAGAUACACUUCUGUUCUCUUCCACAUGGACCGUCGGCUUCUUGGUUUGUGCUCUACAUCUCUGUACCUUUGGAUGUGUAAAAGUGCUUUUACGUUCUCUAUGUCCUGGAUUAUGUAUCAGGAUCUUCAUAGACAGGCAUCAUCUUUACUCUUUCUCCUUGAUGUGCUUAGAACAUUGGCCUAGACAGAGUAAGGACCUGCUAAAUCCUACUGUUUCUAGCCAUCAGGGAGAUGAUGGGACUCCUCCUCGAAUCACAUUUGCAAAUCCCAGGCAAAUCUGACUCACAACACCAAGUUGUGGAAUCCUGCUUCUCUUUCUCUGGAAAAUGGAGAGCUGCCCACCAUCCAGGGAGGGAAGAAGGAAGAAAGAACUUACAUAGACACUCAGAAGUUCUUAUUAAAUGGUCAAGUAUUUGAAAUAAAACAAUAAAUCAACAUAUAUAUAUAUAUAUGUAUGUAUAUUUAUAUAUGUUUUUAUUGGCUGGAGGUGUCUUUACAUCAUAAGAACAAUGUAUCUCUUUGUAGAAAAUUUGGACACUAGAAGUUAUAACAUGUAUUACCCAUUGGCCUGGAGACAAUGUUAUGGCUUUCUCCUGUGAAGACUGAGAGUCCAUCUCUUUAUUAGCACUGGGCUUCUUGCUGCUUCUAGCUAAACAAAUGGGUUCAAUUAAUUCCGUCUCUGGGUUUCCUACUCUCCAGGUAGGAGGUAGAAGUAAGGAGGGAGGGAUCCACAGUUCGAAUAUAUGUUAUUAAAAAGUCUGGGUUGGCUGUCAACUACUCAUGUCAGAGGUAUUACUAAAUUCUGUUUCUCUCUGGAUAAUCCUUUAGCAAAGUUUAAUAAUUAGUAUUUGUUUUUCUACUUCUACUGACUUUUUAAAAAAUAGAUUUUUCUGCAUUUGGUGAUGUUGAAGAAUAUUGUUCAUAAAGAAUGUACACACGUAUAUAUGUACAUCAGUUAAAUUAUUGAAAAUUUGGUGGUAACAUAUCAUUUACACAGAUGAUUUGUAAAAAAAAAAUCAUGCUUUGUUUUUAAAUUUUAUUCAAAAUUAAAUUUCUUUUAUCCUAAAAAGUACUAAGAAAAAAUGUAAGACAAAUAAGAAAUCUAAAGGUAUUUAGAGCCAAAGAUCUAACUGACUAAUGUUGUAAUUUCCUGAUUUUGUGAGUUAAAACCAUGGCCCAUUGAAAAGCCAGUGCUUAUCUUUUGACUGAUUUCAAACAAUGUAGACAUUCUUUAACAUUUAUAAAUGAGCAAUAAGCAAAAUACAACAAAUAAGAAGAAAACAAAAGUUUCUGGGUCACUACUUACAUUACUAUAACCUGAACAGACAGACAUUUUGUAGUUGCCAUCGAUGGAGAUACUUUUAGUAAAUGAUUUAUAUUAUAAACAAAUGGAUACUGAAAUAAUUGUCACUAUUAUAUCAGAAUAAAAUACAGGUUUUCAGUAGGACUGACUUCUUCGUAUAGUUUUUUUAAUCAUAGAUCCUUACAUUGAAAAGAUAUCUAGAAAGGAUUAGAUAUUUUUUAACUAAGUUAAAUGCAGGUAUUUGAGCUUUUUGUGAAUUUAAUCAAGGAUCAUGAAAUAGAGUCGUUCUUUUGUUCUUACAGGAUGUGUCAAGAUGUGCAAUAGCAUCUUUGACAAAUUCAGAACUUUCUAGAAAUCGUGAGAAAUGUUUGGGACAGGGAUUAUAGCAAAGCUGGAGAGUCAUACUACAAAAGACAACUAUAAAAACAUUUUUAGAAAGAGAAGAAUGCAAAGAUGAUUCAUUGUGGAGAAUCCGUCAACAUAGCACAUCAGAGGAGAAAGACCUAUUAUCAUAUCAAUAGAUAUGUAAAGAUUGCUGACAAAAUUCAUCACUCAUUCAAAAUAAAAACUAUCAACAGACUAGGAAAUAAAAAAAAAACUAUCAACAGACUAGGAAUAUAGGAAGUGCCCCUAGCAAAAUAAGGGACAUAUGGUAGUAGCUAUGGUGAAUUGUCACACAAUAUCUGUUCAUCCUGCUGAUACCUUGCCUUCAAAUUUUCUUGAUCCUGACCCACAAUAAGAAAUGCUUUUUUAUAUAUUCAUUCCCUAUCUCCUUCCCCUUACAAAUUUAUACACAUAUAUAAAAUAUCCUUAAAACAUUUGUGUGUAAAUGAUAUGUGUAGCUUUCGUAAAACAAUACUUAUUCUUGCUAGGCACACUGAUAAUUUAUAAUUUGUUCUGUUUCAUUUUUUAAACUGCCAUUUGUGAUCUACCCAUUAGAUCAAUUUCAACUGCAGUCAAUUAGACUGCAACCUGUAGUUUGAAAUCUACUGUUCUGCUCUAUCUUCUUGUAUUAUAGAUGCUUUAAGGCUAAAAUGUCCAUUUUCUGAACUCCCUUGCAGCUAGGUUCUCAGUGCAAUUUAGUUUCAGUUAGAUACAGACAAAAUUUGAAAUCUGGGCACAACAGGGAGUCUCUUUUGCUGGGAUUCACAGUGAUGAGGCCAUUUGGUUUCUCUGAGGCAGGAUAGUAGAGAUGUUGACAGGAGCAAUGUUAAUUAAAACUUUAACAAGAUUUUUUUUUUUUUUCACAGAACUUGGAAUAACAAUUCUAGUAUUCACAUGGGAAAGCAAAAUAUCCCAAAUAGUUAAGACAACCCCGAAAAAGAAAUGUAGACAGAAGGAAAUAGAUUUCUCAGAUAUCAAACUUAAAAAGCUGUAGUUUUGGUCAGCAAUAGACAAGUAGAUCAAUGGAACAUAGAGCGCUUUCAGAAAAAUCAUGUAACAAUCAUGCAAUUUUUAAAUAUGGCAUGAUGUAUCCGUGAGAAAAGAGCAAACUAUCUAACUAUUGAUUGAUAGGGGAACAACUGGGUUUCUACAUCAAAGAAAAUAAAAUUAGAUCCUCCUUAUCAUAAUAACAACAAACAUUCUGAGUAGAUUGAAGAUCUAAAUGAAAAAAAAACUUUAAAAUUAUGAGAAAAUGAUGUAAGGCAAUAAUCUUAUGACUCAAGGGGAUAGGUGAAUUUCUCAGAUAAGAAGUGAAGAAUCAGACUGGGGUUGUAGUUCAGUGGUAGAGUGGGUGCUUGCCUCUCAUUCAUGAGGCACUGGGUUUGAUCCUCAGCACCAUGUAAAAAUAAAUAAAUAAAGAUUGUGUCCAUCUACAACUAAAAGAGAUAUUUUAAAAAAGAAGCGAAGAAUCACAAAGCCUUGAAAAAUGAUAUAUUUGCCUCUCUCUAAAUUUAAAACUCUUUUUUUUUCUACAUCAACAAAAAUACCACAAAGUUCAAGAAAAGCACUAGAUUAGGAAAAAAAUAUUUGCAACCUCUAUAACAGACAAGGAUUAUUAUACUGUAUAUAUAAGAAUUACUGCAAAUCAGAAAGAAAAGUGAUAGGAAAGUUUACAAGGGAAUAUGAUUAGACAGUUCAAGAUGAAAAGAUGUUCAACCUCACUGGAAGAUCAGGGAAAUGCAAAUUGAGACAACAUUAAGACAUCAUUUAAAAUCCAUUAGGCUGGGUAAAAAAUGAGACUAUCAAAUGCUGAAACCAUGAGGUAAAAAGAAUUAACUGACAUCCUGAGAGAACCAUAAAUUGAUUCAUCAACUUGAUUGUCAUUAGGAAGUCAAGUUGAAAAUGUGCAUAUUCUAUGGUUCAGAAUUUCUGCGCCUAUGUAUAUAUAACGGAACAGUGCUUUUAGAACUUUUUACUGUAACCCAUUGUAAGAAAAAUGUUUUGCACAGGGACGCCCAUUCCACCCACCUACGUACAGAUUCAUAUGUAUCUCUCUCUACAUGUGACUGAUUAGUUUUGUAAAACAAUAAACAACCUGUAGUAUCUGUACUGUUA